CGUGUUGGCGGCAGAAGGCAUGGUGAUUGCUGCAGGCUCUUAUUAGUGUGAAUGCACGCUGGGAUUUGUGCAGAACUCCCAGCAGUGACAGGUGAUUGCUAUGGGGUUCUACUGAGAUCCAUGGCUAAAACCUAAAGUCUCAUUCACACGUCAGUGUUUCACGGACUGUACGAGUUCUCCACGGACAGCACACGUCUCCAUUAGUUUUUCUGUGUGUAUUCACACAUGAGUGUUUUUAGUACGGAUGCACUCUCUAUUUUGUCCGUGUUCACGGAUCCAUCACGCCCAUUACAGUCUAUGGGUCCACAAAAACCAUGGACGCCAUCGGUGUUGCACGGAUCAUUAAGAAGAGAAGCUUUGAAAAUUAUUUUUCUGCUGUUCAGUGUCAGAGAAACACGGAUGACACACGGACAUCAAAAAACGGACACUCGGACCCAACACCGAACCUUCACGGAUGCAUCACUGACCACCUACCCACGGAUUUGAGCACGGACACGGAUGUGUGAAUGAGGCUUAAAUCUGGUUGAUGACCACCUUGCAGGAUCCGGGCACUGACAACAUGACCGAGGAUGAGAUUGAACUGCAAGAAAAACUCGACCACUUUCCAGAGGACUUCAACCAGCUGGAUCUACUGGAAACCCACCGACAUCUGAUUCCUACAGGAACCCAGAGCCAUUGGCCAGGGGAGUCUGAGGAAGAUGAGGAGGAAAGGACCGAGGAGUGGUACCAGACCCAGGAGGAGAACCUGAAGGACAACCAAAAGGAGUUAAUACUUUUUGCUGCGGAAAAUAACAGACUACAAACCACGCAAAGAAUCCUGUCGCUCCAGCCAGAUCUUGUGAACGUGACGGAUGAAGACCAUUACACCCCGCUGCACAGAGCCUCGUACAACGGCCACCUGGCGAUAGUGCGGGAGCUGAUCGCGAGGGGGGCAGAUGUUCACGCGGUGACGGUAGAUGGGUGGACCCCGCUGCACAGCGCCUGCAAGUGGAAUAACACCGCAGUCGCCUCCUUCCUGCUCCAGCACGGCGCAGACAUCAACGCGCAGACUAAGGGCUCCCUAACACCGCUGCACCUGGCCGCCGCCAACAGGGACUGCUGCCGGCUCCUAGAGCUCCUCCUCAUAAAUCGCUACAUCAAACCCCAACUGACCAAUAAGUUGGGGGAGACGGCUUAUGAGAUCGCCCGGCGCACCGACAUGUACCACUACCUGUUUGAAAUAGCAGAUUAUUGGACCUAGCCCCCAUCCACCGGCAGUAAUAAACGUCCUUGCAGUUGUCA
Bufo gargarizans (Asiatic toad) is the source of this 1281-nucleotide messenger RNA. RefSeq names its product ankyrin repeat domain-containing protein 49-like. The record is from RefSeq and is a predicted model, not a curated record. Bases 527 to 1240 code for a protein of 237 amino acids. NCBI's taxonomy places the organism in Eukaryota, Metazoa, Chordata, Amphibia, Anura, Bufonidae. Gene Ontology annotation, molecular function: protein binding. The transcript is spliced from 3 exons.